AUGGAGAUAACAAAUGAUCCCCCGUUUAUCAUCUACUUUGUGAAUGAGAAAGGCCAAGUGCAAGAACAAUUUGUUGAGAAUGAAUGGCUUCCCAUCAAAUGCAACAAUUGCAAGGGAUAUGGCCAUAACAUGGCUGAAUGCAAGCAUCAUGGUCCAAAAAUCUGGGCUAAGAAAACUGUGACCGAUAAUAUUUCUGUUGGAGUUAAUACAGCUGCUGAGAUUCAGGGAAAGGCUGCAAUAUCAGGUGUUCCCACUGGGAAUACUAUGGUAACUCAAGAGCCUAAAGAGACACCAGAUAUGGCCGGGCCUGUAAAACCUUGGUUGAUUGUUGGAGAUUUCAAUGUUGUUUUUCACUUUGAUGACAAAGCUAGUGAGAAGUCAGUUAGUGCUGCUGAGAUUUAUGACUCCACAGCCUGGAUAGCACAAAUGCAGAUGGCUGGUCUCAAGAGUAUUGGUUCUAAGUAUACUUGGUCUAAUAGGAAAGAUGGGAAGGAUAGGGUGUACUCAAAAAUUGAUCAUGCUUUUAUCAAUGAGAAUUGGGUGGAUGCUUUGCCUAACACCAUAGCUGAGUUUCAGUGGGAUGUUAAUUCUGGCCACUGUUAUUGUCUCAUCAAAACUCCUAAACUUGGAAAUCUAGGCACAAAGCCAUUUAGAUUUUUUAAUCUUUGGAUAGCUCAUCGAGGGUUCAAGGAGGUUGUUCGAAGUAGCUGGAACAAGCCUAUGGCGGUGACGGGAUUACAGGGGGUGAUAAACAAACUGCUUCGGCUUAAACAUGUAUUGAAAGCAUUCAACAAGGAGGAAAUUGGAGAUGAAGCUGAAAAAGAUGCAGCAGCCAACUAUCAAUUUCACUCUACAAUGUACAGAAGCUUUUUGAAUGAUCUGGGAGUUAUUAUUGAUGACUACAGUCAAGUUGUUACUCAUUUUCUGGACCAUUUCCGUGAAUAUAUGGGAAGCACCAGCUCAGCAACAAGAAGUAUUAAUACUCACUGUAUUGGGCUUGGUCCUUGUCUGGACAUUGAGAUGCACCUAAAGCUUAUCAGAAAAUUUCAAAAAUCAAAUGUUAAGAAGGCUUUGUUCAGUAUUCCAGGUACUAAGAGUCCAGGGCCUGAUGGCUUUGGCUCUGAGUUUUAUAAGGCCAUGUGGCAGGACAUAGGUGCUGAAAUAUCUAAAGCCAUUCUUGAGUUCUUCAACUCUGGGAAAAUUCCUGCUGAACUCAAUAAAACUGUCCUUGCUAUGGUUCCUAAAACAGAUAUGUCGUGCAAUGCCAUUGACUACAGGCCCAUAGCUUGCUGUAACACAAUCUAUAAAUGCAUCUCAAAAAUGUUAUGCAGCAGGAUUUCGGAGGUCCUUCCUACAUUAGUCAGUCCGAAUCAAGGUGCUUUUAUUAAAGGGAGAUUACUAGCUCAUAAUAUCCUUAUUUUUCAAGACUUGAUUAAGAAUUACAAUAGGAGGAAUGCUUCCCCGAGGUGUGCUCUGAAGAUCGAUCUUAGCAAAGCCUAUGAUACAGUGGACUAG
This is a messenger RNA of Humulus lupulus (European hop), 1515 nucleotides long. RefSeq lists its product as uncharacterized. The coding region runs from base 1 to 1515 and encodes 504 amino acids. The record is from RefSeq and is a predicted model, not a curated record. NCBI's taxonomy places the organism in Eukaryota, Viridiplantae, Streptophyta, Magnoliopsida, Rosales, Cannabaceae. The transcript has 4 exons.